Molecule: messenger RNA, 1734 nt
Organism: Alternaria rosae
Lineage: Eukaryota; Fungi; Ascomycota; Dothideomycetes; Pleosporales; Pleosporaceae
Product: serine/threonine protein phosphatase
Exons: 1
Coding region: 414-1604 (396 amino acids)
Biological process (GO): polyphosphate catabolic process
Cellular component (GO): cytoplasm
Molecular function (GO): endopolyphosphatase activity; phosphatase activity
Source: RefSeq, a predicted model, not a curated record
UUACACGUGUGUACCUGAAGUAGCGGCCCACGCUCCCGCCAAGUCCGCGUGCCGGCAGUCCGGGAUCGACGCUGGGGUCAGCCAGCAAGGCUAGAUGGCCUCGACAAACGCGAAACAGCAGCGGCGUUCUUAUGGAGGCUCCUCCUCGCCCGCCUGAUCAUGCCUCGAUAACUUCCUGGCACACUCUACUGCAUAAUUGCCCCGACACUGCCUCUACCGCCACGACAGGAAGGACCUGCGCAAGAGAUACCAAGCGCAAAUGACCGCUCAGUCAUCAUAAAAAGGACUAGCAUAACGCUGUCACUGCUUUCGCAUUCUACAUCGUUAUAUCCAGUGCCUGUUUUCCUCGCUGUGAAUAUUAUCUUGAGACAAUACGGCAGUGCGAGAUUUCUCCCUUCGACCAGAGCAUCGCGAUGACGUCGUACCGUGAUCACCCCUAUGCGCAUGCGCAAAACCGCCCACGACCCCUCAUCGAGCAAAUACCAGACUACCGCGACGACCUUGACGUUUCCGACGAAGAAGACGGCUUCUACGCACGCGACGACGAUUUCCUGAUUCCGCCAAAGUUCCAGGCGGCGAUCGCACGCACAACCGACCGAAUCCCUCGGAGAAUUAAGCGCCACAGUGUCACGUAUUUCGUGAUCGCGGUUCUCUUUUUGAUAAGUUGGUGGACAUACUUUGGCCCUAGACGGACGGCAUACAAAACGGAGUUGCAUCUCAUGGAUAGCGCGCCGACGAUGAGCUACGGCAGCAGUGUGCGGCCAGAGUUCAAGGGCAUGAUCCAGGUCAGCGACAUGGACGAGCAGCAUCUGCCUAAGAAGCACAGCAGGCUCGUGUUCGUCGGCGAUGUCCAUGGCUGCAGAAAGGAACUGGAGCAUCUCCUCAAGAAGAUCGACUUCAACCACAAGCACGACCACCUCGUCAUGACCGGCGACAUGAUAGCCAAGGGCCCGGACUCGCCAGGCGUCAUCAAGCUCGCCCAAAAGAUCGGUGCUUCCUGCGUACGCGGAAACUGGGAAGACAAGCUCCUGCUCUCCAUCGCCGACGCGCAAGAUCGUCAUGUCCUCAAAUUCACCCCCGACGACUCCCCCGACGCAAAGAUCGACUUUGUAGACGAAGUCAGCCAAUCGCACGGAGAUUACAAGCUGCGUAAGCUAGCGAAACAGUUUACCAAAAAAGAAAUCGAAUACCUCCGACAAUGCCCCGUCAUCCUACGCGUCGGCAGCGUCCCGACGCUAGGCAAUCUUGUAACCGUACACGCCGGCCUCGUUCCCGACACCCCACUCGAACACCAAGACCCCUUCCACGUUAUGAAUAUGCGGACUAUCGAUCUUAAGACGAGAAUACCGAGUAGCAAACAUGCGGGCACCCCUUGGGAGAAGUUCUGGAAUCAUCGCCAGGAGAAGCUGAAGCAGGAGGAUCGGGCGACGGUGGUUUACGGACACAACAGGAAGAAGGGUCUCAAUAUACAUGAGUAUUCUUAUGGUCUGGAUACGGGAUGUGUUAGUGGGGGCAAGCUGACAGCGCUUGUUGUUGAUGGAGACGGCAAGACCGAGUUGGUGCAUGUCAAAUGCGGCAAGGAGAGCGGUUAUGCUAGUGAUUAAGGGGACCAUGGUCUCUAAGAUUGGAUAUAUGGGCGUUUGGGAAUUAUAGAGUAUCCGUUAGGCAUUUUAGGAGUUGGUGUUGGAUGCACCGUUGCCUGCACAUACUUCUGUCGGCUUAGCGUUAGCGUAG